This is a messenger RNA of Styela clava, 3516 nucleotides long. Its product is annotated as protein tyrosine phosphatase type IVA 1-like. Gene Ontology annotation, biological process: protein dephosphorylation. Lineage: Eukaryota; Metazoa; Chordata; Ascidiacea; Stolidobranchia; Styelidae. The record is from RefSeq and is a predicted model, not a curated record.
AACCAGCCAUAUUAAAACCUGUAAUUGAUUGACUGUCAAUGUUGUCUCUGGAAUCAUUUUCAGAAAGCCACUGUGCCCUUUGCCACGCACAACAUACAAGGUGAAUCUACACAGUUUCUGGUAUUUGGAAAUACCAGAAAUAAUAACGGAAGAGAUUGCUAUCAGCAAAAUUUAGAAACGAAAGAUAAUUCAUUUUUUAUUCAGGUAAUCGAAUGGGGUGAAGUUUUUGUUUAAACGAAGUCAUUGAGGGGUCAUCACUGCGACGUUGAAGGCGACAUACAACUACCUCGACUUCAUUAUUAAAACCCUAGUAGCCUCUGUCAACAUUUGCCAAGAGUUUUUGAAUAAAGCUGUGACAAAGAAUGGCAAGAAUGAACAGACCAGCACCAGUAGAAGUUCAAUACAAGAACAUGAGGUUCCUGAUCACUCACAACCCAACCAAUGCCACCAUGGAAAAAUUUAUCGAAAUGCUGAAAAGGUACGAAGCCGACACUGUAGUCAGGGUUUGUGAAUCAACUUAUGAUAAAGAAAAUUUAACAAGCAAGGGAAUUCAGGUUAUGGACUGGGCAUAUGAUGAUGGUGCUCCUCCACCUACAAAAAUAAUUGAAGACUGGUUGGCUUUACUUAAGAUUCAUGUGAAACAAAACCCCAACAAUUGCAUUGCAGUUCACUGCGUAGCUGGAUUGGGAAGGGCUCCAGUUUUGGUUGCCGUUGCUCUUAUGGAAGGAGGAAUGAAAUAUGAAGAUGCAGUUGACUUCAUAAGACAGAGGCGUAAGGGAGCUAUAAAUGCAAAGCAACUCCAGUAUUUGGAGAAAUACAGGCCAAAGUAUUGCCUCAAAAUAAAAGACAAUGGCAAGCAAUCUUGUUGCAUUCAGUAGAAGCUGCUGAAAUAAAACAAACAAACAAAAUCUACUCUAAUAUAUUUUCAUUUUAUCAUUGCAUUAACUUUUGUUAUGAGUGGGUAUGGAUGAUCAUUUCAGCACCACACAUGAACAAGAUAGAUCCGAUGAUAAUGAAUUUUCAGGAGUAAUAAAACUAUCAACUUUGGUAUCUUCCAGAAUUUUGGAUCGAUUUUUGUGUACUUUGCAUUUUUUUUGCAUUUAUUCAACUAUCUUUUUGUUUGCCUGGCCAUUGUCACAUGAUCCAGUUCAAAAUUUGAUUUUGUGUCAACUUUUAACUUCGUACUUCCAUGUUUAGUCUGAUUCAAACCAUGCGUGCCCAACAAUAACAAAUUUUGAACUGCUUUAUUUAUAUCGUAUUUUUUCGUGUGUGCUUUUGAAUUUAUUGAUUAUAUCAUAUUUGUGGCGAACGUUAUCAUUUUUGUGGACGUGGAAAUCUGAGAGCAAAAAUCUAAAAAUUCUCAUUUAUGGUGGAUAAAAGCUAGGCCUGACUAGGCUAUAUAAUUAACUUCACUUAUUUUAAUAACAGUUGGUUUGAUUUCAAUUGAAUUGCCAAUGUAUGUUUAGGCUUCUGAAAUGUUGUUACAUACCUUUCUAGUAUUUUGUUCUGGGAUUGUUUUGGUUUUAUUUUUUAUACCUCAACAGCUCAGAUUAUUCUUGUGCUGCUUUGGUACUUUUUUUUAUCUCUCGAUAUUAUUAAAAUAAUCCCUCUCUUUUGUGUUCCCUGUUGCUUUACAUAUCUUGUACCUUCCAACUCUUGUUACGCAGUAUUCAAAUUUUUUUGCCAUUUCACGAUCUCCUCUCUCUUGUCAAACUGCAUUGUCCACUAGUUUAUGAUUUUACAUGCGUUGCCUUAUCAUUAUUAUUUAAUUGUGAAUAACGGAAGCUUCAACACAGCUAAGCUUGCCUGUUUGUUUUCGAUUGAAAUGUUGAUUAGAAAGACUUAGGUUUGAUGUACACUAUUUCAUGUUUUUGAAUCAUCAAUUGUGUAGAAUGCUUCAGUUUUUCACUAAUGAGUAAUGAAUUACUUUUCAAUUAUUCUACUCCUGUGUUAUUGCUUUAUUUUAAAUAUUGCCAGGCAUUGUCGCUGGCCUGACUUUUGUUUUGCAUUGAAGAAUUUGAAUACGUAGAUUGCCUUUAUUAUCAAUUACUUCCUUGUUGUGAGAAAGAUUUUGUCAUCAUGAUAUCUAUUAUGAUGUCAUAGUUUUGAUAUAGUCUAGUCAUAAUAUAGAAAUGGUAAAAUGCUAACCUUAUCAAAAUUCAGUAUUGGUGGCGUUUCAUGGUUCUGGUCGAUCUAAUCUGAUAGGUUGUCAUAAUCAAAUUAACAACACUGUAUUAGUUUCUGGUCGCACUUCAACAUCACACAUUCAUUGCACUUCAAUACUAGGAACAGAUUAUUAGAGAAAUGAAUGUUUUUGUUGACAUAUUAAUGCAGAUGGUCUUUGUUUUGAAUGUUAAGAGUUUUUUUUAACUACGUUACCAGUGGCUUUGAUUUAUGGUAUGCAUCUGUUUGUGAUAAUGUUAAAUAGUAAUACUUGGGUUUUAUAUUGGCAAAAGUGUUGUUUUCAAUUGGACAUUAUUCAGGACUUGUGUCUUGAAUUUACAUUGUAGAAAUUAAGCACUUCCCAAUAAAAAAAAUGUAUGAGCUUGCAGGCGUAAAAUGCUUCUUAAAAAGUAUGGAGUUUGAAAUAGUGUUGUAAUAUUGUUAAAUUCUGUUUCAAUCACUCAAGUUUAAUACUGAUACACCAGGUUAAAAAGCUUGUUAUUCCAGACGCCCUGAUUUUAUUUAUAAAAUAAAUGGCAACAUAAAACAUACGAUCACAGUAUAUCCAGGAGUUUUUUUUAUUGACAUUUUGCAUCUGAUGAUUGCCUUAUAAUGAGAAAUAUUUUGACCAGUGUUUUUCAACCAUGGUUCCCUGGCAACCUAGUGUUUUGCCAGUACAGUUAUGGCCCACAAGUUUCUAUUUAAAUCUGGGAAUUCAUUUAAUUAUAAUAUAAGGUAUAAUAUAAUCACAAAAUAAGUGUGUUUCACCAGUAUCACUUGAAAGUCCUUCAGGUGUUUCCAGUCAAAUUGUUGUUUGCAUUUUAGUUUAUGAUAGCAAAUAUACCUAUAAUCAAUUCCACAUGAGUUUCUCUGGAAUGUUUCAUUUGGGUUCCUCUCCACCAAAGAGAUUGAAAACCAUUGGCCUGGACUCAAUAUCACCUGGAUUUUGUACGCUGUGCAUUUCCCGUCUUCAUUUGCUUAGUGGUGCACAUCUUUGAGAGAGAGUAAAUAAUAGCAAAUUAAUUUCCUGAUACUGUGGACUGGUAAUUCUGAUGCUAACUGGUAUAUAUGUUAUAUUUGAUUCACAACUAUUUGCUUCUGUUCUAAUGAAUUCAUUGUUGUUAUUUUUUUUGUCAUUGUUACAAUUAACAUUUACUCUUCAGAGGAAAACCUCUUACAGAAUAUUAUGUAAUGCAUUUCCUGGAAUUGUAGUUAUGAACAUGCAUUACUGACAUUCUUUAGCGCAUCGUAAAUAGACUUUUUUGUUCACUCAAAAUUUCUUGACUAAGCCUUCAUACCUUAUCGCACCCAUAAAAUAAUCAACUCCUAAUAAUUUGAUAAUAAAAAGUUGAA